AUGGGAGAAUACAGCAUAAAUGAUAUAUCACAAGAGCUCGCCAAGCAUUUGGAUUUUUCAGAGACUAGCACAGAGGCAAUGAAAGAGGUCCAGAACAAUGUCGAAAAUGUAACAAACAAAAUGGAAGGAAUAAAACAAUCCUUAGAACAU
Dentiscutata heterogama is the source of this 150-nucleotide messenger RNA. The record is from the annotation of a GenBank genome assembly. NCBI's taxonomy places the organism in Eukaryota, Fungi, Glomeromycota, Glomeromycetes, Diversisporales, Gigasporaceae.